AUGGGAAGAGCCACGUUGUGCGCGGGGCGAUUCAGCGGGCCCGCGGUGCCGCACGCCGACGGGAGCACGGCGCUCCGGAGGGAUAUUCGUCGCGCCGCGGCUGCCUGCCCCGACAAUUGCCAGCCCGCCGCCGACGAGGACGCGGCGGACGGCGCGGCGGUGGUGGUGGUGCUGGACCACGCGGAGAUGUUCCUCACCGCCGCGGGGAGCGGCGCGGGGUGGGCGCACGGCCGGUCGCGCCCCAGUCCGCCGAGCCACCCGCUGCCGCUGGCUGAGUUGUACGACGUCCUCCGCGGGCGCGAGUUGUUUGGCCCCGACGAACUUCGGCAGCUACGCCUGCGGACGGUGCUUUUCGUGACGCUGUUCGGCGGCGCAUGGGGCGACGUUGACCCCUUUGCCCGCGCCAAGUCCUUCGACGCGCACGUCGCGCUGACGACGCCGCUGGAGGCGGAGCGACACGCCUUCUUCUGCGCCCACGCCGCACACCCGCCCGCGCUGUGCCAGGCGGUGGCCGCCCGCAGCGGGGGGAUUCCGUACAGGGGGAUGACGGAGGUUGCAGAGCACAUGGAGGCGGGGGACGGCGCGUCGGCAGCGCUGCUCUCGCUCCGC
Messenger RNA from Trypanosoma conorhini, 609 nucleotides. RefSeq names its product ATPase. The transcript has a single exon. NCBI's taxonomy places the organism in Eukaryota, Euglenozoa, Kinetoplastea, Trypanosomatida, Trypanosomatidae. The annotation marks the transcript as partial. The record is from RefSeq and is a predicted model, not a curated record.